Messenger RNA from Exophiala xenobiotica, 552 nucleotides. RefSeq lists its product as uncharacterized. The transcript is spliced from 2 exons. Gene Ontology annotation, biological process: spliceosomal snRNP assembly; mRNA splicing, via spliceosome; mRNA 5'-splice site recognition. Lineage: Eukaryota; Fungi; Ascomycota; Eurotiomycetes; Chaetothyriales; Herpotrichiellaceae. Gene Ontology annotation, cellular component: U1 snRNP. The coding region runs from base 1 to 552 and encodes 183 amino acids. The record is from RefSeq and is a predicted model, not a curated record. Gene Ontology annotation, molecular function: zinc ion binding; pre-mRNA 5'-splice site binding.
AUGUCGGUACGAAAGGCUCAUAAUGCCGGCCGAAAUCAUCUCAGGAAUGUGAUCGACUACUAUCAGCAAAUUGGUCACGAAAAGGCACAAUCAGUCAUCGACUCGAUUACCGCCUCAUACACAGCUGAAGGCCAGGUAAAUCCUAUGCUUCAGCAAGCUGGUCCUGGAUUUGGCCCUCCACCUCCAGGAUUUCCAGCAGGAAUGCCACCUCCACCGUUCGGUAUGCCUGGUGCUCCUACGCCUGGGCCUGGCGGUAUAGUUGCCCCUCCGGGAGGUCGUGGUAUGCCUUUCCCUCCAUUUCCACCAAACGGCGCUCCUCCUCCGAAUCUCCCAGCUGGGUUGCCGUUUCCUCCCCCUGGUGGAUUUCCUCCAAACUUUCAGAUUCCUCCUUCCGGGGCUCCUGGCAGUUUUCCACCACCUGGUCAACAAGCGCAACAAGGUCCUCCGGGAGGGCCAAGUCCCGGACCUGGCUCCGUUCCAGUUCCAGGCCAAGGUCCGCCGCCAGGAUAUGGCAUAGGUGCUCCACCAGGAACGAAUGAUUACAGACGCUGA